This is a messenger RNA of Stomoxys calcitrans (stable fly), 1945 nucleotides long. RefSeq lists its product as uncharacterized. The transcript has 2 exons. Bases 83 to 1612 code for a protein of 509 amino acids. The record is from RefSeq and is a predicted model, not a curated record. NCBI's taxonomy places the organism in Eukaryota, Metazoa, Arthropoda, Insecta, Diptera, Muscidae.
CGCCCAACUUCAACUAGUGUUGGAGGGUGGGUGAUGUAGAUUGCUGACCGCAGGCUAUAGUUUGGUUUGAGUGUGAGAGUUUAUGAUUAAUGUUGAAUGUUGUGUGACCACCACACUGGAGUGUGAUGAAAUAAUUGUGGUCAGUGUAGUUCUAUUUUUUCCCAGGAAGAACAAGAGUAAAAAAUUAUAUUUGUUUUCGUAUAAAAAGGGCAAACGGUUUCAUAUUGUAAUCAUUAUAUUAAAAAUCAUUUAUUUAAUCAAAUUCAAAAUUAUUGUUAUAAAAAUGAGAGAAUUUGUAUGUAAUAUUUGUGAGAAAACUUACGAACAUAAUCAAUCUUUGAAUCGUCAUUUGCGUUUACAACAUUCAAUUGAGUGUGUGAAAUGUAAUCAGAAUUUUAGUACUUAUCCAGAGCUUUUAAAGCAUAUGAAGUCAAUGGACCACAAUGAAAAAAAAGAGGAAAAAACGGUAUACUGUGAAAAUUGCAAUUUAGCUAUUCCAAAAAAUCAGUGGAAGAAUCAUAUCAGCACUAACACACACAUCGAUAAGUGUGUAAAAUGGUUAGAUAAGGAUGUGUCUUGCUUUGGAUCUAGCUUUCAAAAUCGAAUAGAAAGUUAUAAAAUAAAAAAUAGUGAGAUCAAUAACUUGAUACCCGAAAACUUUUUCAAAUCAAUUCAAGAAAAAGUAAUCAAUAUAAUUCAAAAGGCGUUGCAAAAGCAUGAAUCUAUUAAAUAUAAUUGUACACUACAUUGUAAUUAUAUUUUGAUGAAAGAGAAAGCGGAAGAUGAAAUUAGUUUAUUUACACAUCACACAAAAAUGUUGGUACUAUCUCCCUCAAGUACACUGGAAGAAAUUUUAAAUCAUUAUAUUGAAAAUUGUAAUGAAAUAAUUAAAAAAAUGAGUGAAUUCCAAGAACGAGAUAGUGGAUGGACUUUAAUCGAAAUAAAACAUCUAGAGAUCAACAUCAACAAAUAUACAUGUUUGAGAGGAUCUCAAUACAUAAAUCUUCCUCCCAAAAUAAGGAAUAAAAAGGCUUGCAUCAAUGUGCAAAACAAUGAUGUCUAUUGUUUUAAAUGGGCAAUAAUAUCAGCAUUAAAUCCACUUCCAAAGGAAAAGAAACCACAUAAAUGUAGCAACUACAAAGUAACGGACAUUAAGGCACACAUUAUAACAUUGGAAAAUAAUAUAAUAUUAAAUUUUGAAAACAUGGAAUUUCCCCUUACCAUAAAUAAAAUCAGAGUCUUUGAGUUGCAGAAUCCUGAUAUAAGUAUAAAUGUGUUCGGUUUAGAGGAUGCUAAGAUUAUAGGUCCUUACUAUUUUACAGAAGCUGAGAAAUCAACUCACAUCAAUCUUCUCCUAAUAGAAGAGGAUGAUAAAUUUCAUUACAUCUGGAUAAAAAAUAUAUCAAGAUUGUUGCGAAGUUCUAUAACAAAGAAUAAAAAUAGGAUUCAUUUUUGUAACACCUGCUUAACUCAUGUUUCUUCAAGUAGUAGACUAGAGAAACACAAACGUGAGUGUAAAAAGAUGGUGACAACAAUGCCAUCAGAUAAAGAUAAAAUACUUAAAUUUAAGAAUUUUAAACAUAAAUUAGAUAUUCCAUUCUCAAUUUAUUGAGGAUGACUAUACACACGCUAAAAAUGUAUGGAAUACAUUUAAAUGUAACAAUUUAAAAGAUUACUUAUUACUUUAUUUGAAAGUUGAUGUUUUGUUAUUAUGCGAUGUGUUUGAAAAUUUUAGAAAAGUAUGUAAAAAAAUUUAUAAUUUAGAUCCAUGUCAAUAUUAUACAGCACCUGGUUUGUCUUGGAGUGCAAUGUUAAAAACAACUGGAAUAGAACUAGAAUUAUUAACUGACUUUGAAAAGUAUAAUUUUAUUGUUGAGGGUAUUAGAGGAGGGAUUGUUCAAUGUUCUAAACGAUUUUCAGUUGCAAAUAAUAUAUAUGUAAGUGA